Spea bombifrons (plains spadefoot toad) is the source of this 10014-nucleotide messenger RNA. It is a transcript of the gene MXRA5, whose product is annotated as matrix remodeling associated 5. The transcript has 7 exons. Lineage: Eukaryota; Metazoa; Chordata; Amphibia; Anura; Pelobatidae. Gene Ontology annotation, cellular component: extracellular region. Bases 417 to 9275 code for a protein of 2952 amino acids. The record is from RefSeq and is a predicted model, not a curated record. Gene Ontology annotation, molecular function: protein binding.
CAGAGCAUCUGUCCUUAUAUCAAGGUUCAUGCUACUACCAACAGCCCUCCUAUCCUGGAUCACAGCUAGAAAUCUCAAGCAGAUGCUCUGAGAUUCUGAAAUGAAAUUUGAUUUCAGGCUUUUCAAUCUCAGGUGGACCUGAAGUUCUAUUUCUUUUUUUUUUCUGGAUUCAUUCUGCAAAAGUUUCUGGAUUCAUCUUUUCUUGUGACUUAAAUGGAUACACGUUUGAUUUUGCACUUACCAGUCAUGUGCAGUUCUUCACUGGAUGGUGUGAUUUGAAAGUGUCUGAAUUGCAUAGUUGAAAAACUCACACUCUCAUUCUCUGUUAAAAAAAAAAUUCUGAGCAUUUACACAGAAAGUAGAAGAUGGACAAUAACAGCCUUCUGUGAUUGUAUUUGCAGAAUUCAGCAACAACAAUGAAGGCAUUAAUCAAGAUGGAUAAAACAUAUGUUUGGAUAGUUUUUAUAAUUAUUAUAUUCCUGGGGAUUCCCCAGAAUGCAUUCUCCUGCCCUCACCCGUGUGCAUGUUACGUCAAUUCCGAAGUGCAUUGUACGUUUCGAUCGCUAGCAGCCGUACCGACAAGAAUACCAAAACAUGUGGAAAGAAUCAAUUUGGGAUUCAACAGUAUCCAGUUUAUAGCUGAGGAUGCCUUUGCAGGACUGUCAAAGCUGGAAAUGCUUUUAAUUCACAGUAAUGAUGUCCAUAACAUUCCCAACGGCGCUUUUAGGGAUCUCGCUUCUUUGCAGGUAUUCAAGCUAAGCUACAACAAACUCAAAGUGAUUACAAGCCACACUUUUCAUGGACUUUCCAGUUUAACAAGAUUACAUGUCGACCAUAAUAAAAUUGAAUUUAUACACCCCAAUGCUUUUAACGGAUUAACGUCUUUAAGGCUGCUUCACUUGGAAGGGAAUAUGAUUCAGCAGCUUCAUGCCAACACUUUCUGCACUUUCAAUUUUCUCGAUUAUUUUAGGGAGUCCACAAUAAAACACCUAUAUUUAUCAGACAAUCUGAUUCAAACUCUUCCUGCUGCCAUGAUACAGACCAUGCCAUUAUUGGAAAAUCUCUAUCUUCAUGGCAACCCUUGGAUCUGCGAUUGCCGUUUAAAAUGGCUUCUAGAAUGGGAUGAACAAUCUAAUGGUGUCUUAAAAUGUAAGAAAGACAGAUCAUAUGAAAACGGGCAGCUUUGUGCCAUGUGUUCCAGCCCAAAACAACUGCAGAAUCAAGAAAUCCAGAGUUUGAAAGACGUUGCUUGUUCCAGCCCGGUAAUAUAUUCGCCAUAUAGAGUAAAUAGCAGUGACCUAUUUACAGAAGAUGAUGGAGCUGACUUGCAGAUGGUGCAGUCCUAUAAAGAUUAUAUAGGAAAAGUUAUACUGAAUAUGACGGAUGAACAUGGAAACAAAGUAAACUUGGAAUGUGAAAUGAAAAAAUCCUCUGAUUUCAGCAAAAUUAAUUGGAACCAGCCUCAUCCAGAAGAAAUUGAUGUCAACGCCACCUUUAGUCUUGACUUUGAAUGCCCCAUGAAUCGAGAAAACUAUGAAAAAUUGUGGAAACUCAUAGCAUAUUAUAGUGAAGUACCUGUUAAGAUGGAGAGGGAGCUGAUGUUUACUGGUAGUCCAAAAGUGACAUACAGAUACAGACAGAAUGCAGAUCAGGAUUCAUAUUACUACACAGGUGUUAAAUCUUUAAUCUCAGCAGAACCAGAAUGGGUAAUCCAACCAUUUGUCAGCAUCCAGUUGAACAGAAAGAUGAGCACAGCCAAGAAGGUGACAUUGUCCUUUUCAACUCAAUUCUCCCAAUUGAUCCACACCAAGGAAAUUCAGCAUCCAAAAAAUAAUUGGGUGAUGAUCGAUAGAAAUUCAAAGACUAAAACAUCUCAAAUUGUUGUUAAAGGAGAAGUUUGUCAGCUUAGCUGCAAUGUAAGAUCAUCGGAAUCUCCCACUAUACAGUGGGGUCUCCCAGAUGGAACAAUAUUGAAAGCGCCAUAUAAUAACCUGGAUGAUAGAUACUCUGUGUCUGCUGGGGGCCAAUUAGUUAUCAAAGCAGUAGAUUUAAUGGAUUCUGGAUUAUACCAUUGUGUUGCCCAAGUAAAGCAUGGAAUUGAUGUACUGACCUUUAGAGUUGUAGUACAGCCACCGACAAGUGAAAUAUCUGAGCAAAAUACUCAAGUAAUUACACAAGCUCUUGGGGAACCUAUAACUUUGACUUGCAAUGCCAUUGCCAACCCUGAUGCUGAAGUGAACUGGAUUUUACCAGACAAUACUAUAAUUGAUUCUGUAGCAAACAAAACUAAUGUGCAUUUGCUGAGUAAUGGGUCAUUAGUUAUACCUCACAGUAAACAGUCUGACAGUGGUCUCUAUGUAUGUAUAGCUGCAAACGAACAUGGAACUGACCACUACAGUGUCCAAUUGACAUUAAACAGAAAAGUCUCUGUACAGUCUUAUCCAAUACCAAUAAUAAGAAAACGUCCAAUCGUAAAAAUACCAGUAAAACCUAAUUAUAACGUGAUUGAUGAUGAUGGAGGUUCUGGUGAGAAAGAAGCACAGGAAGAGCCAGAAAAAUAUAAUAAAUAUGUAAAGGUUGGAUCAGGAAAAAACAAAGGUUCACGUGUAUCUAAAGUUACCAACAAAGAAAAAACAAGAAAAGACAGGAUGAAAUUGAAAGUUUUGAAGAAUACAGAAAGAUCAAAAGGUAGCAGCAUUGCAGAAGGUAGGAGAAAAUUUGAAUCAAGAAGGAGAAUAAAUAUGGGAAAUAAACAGAUUGAUCCCCAUCAGUGGGCCAACAUUUUGGCAAAGGUUAGAGGAAAAAAUGUCCAAAGAACUACAGAAGUACCACGUAUAACCAGCACAGAAGCUACCACAAUACCUACGCAUUUUACUAAGUCGACAACCCCAUCUACUAUUGCCAGGCCACCAGUGAAGCCUAUGGCAGGGGCACAGUCUAAUGUAGAUGAAACAUCUGCAGAUGAAGAAGAGCUAUUGUCACAAGUAACAAAAACACCUAAUAAUUAUAAUGUAGCAUCAUCCGCUGAUCACAUAGAUUCUGCUAUUACCCGUGAUGAAACCGAAUAUUACAGUGAAAAUACUUUUUCAGAAAACAAUGAGGAGAGAGUAAGCACAGAGUCAUCUUCUUCACUUGCAGUGUUUACGACAUCGAUGCCUGUAAUGUCGACACUUGAAAACAUUGACAUCAACGAUUUAGCUUAUUCAACGGAUGAAGAUGAAAUCAGUCGUUCUUUUAUUGAGUUGGAAGACAGCACCCAUACAGCAGAUAAAGUUUUACCAACAAAAGACCUCGCUGAAGAACAUUCAACUAGAACUGCACAAUAUGAGCAAUACACAGAGGAACAAUUUAGUGAGGCAGAAAACACAACUUUUUUGAAAGAGGAUGAUAUUAAAAAUGAUCUCAACGAAAUGGAGAUCUCUUCAGGUGAAAUGUUCAUGAUACCUAAGGAAGAACAAACAGAGUAUUUCCCAGUCCGAACCUCUACAACUACAUCUUCCCAAGAACAGUUCUCUCAUAAAGACACUGAGACAAUGGAAACCGAAGAGAUCCAUGAUAAGUCUUCAAACAAAGAUAUGCAACAUUUGCAAAUAGUUAAUACUGAGAUUAUACCUAGUGACAUGCCAAUUUUAUGGACAGAAGAAAGUCACACACUGCCAUCAACCACCAGCAAACCCCAGACUUCUGUGGCAGACUAUGAUGAAGUAUCUAAAGCUAUGGGUGGCAUCGUCCCAAAGUACGUUAUUGUUAGUCCACCAACUGCUCCUAAUGUUGAUUAUAUUGUUCCUACCCUAACAUCAUCUAUUCUGGCUCCCACAGAGUCUCUUGCUAUAGGUUUAAAUGAGGAGAAACACCCAGAGGACUAUGUUGAACAAACAAAGAAUGUUUACACUGAUGUAAAGGAAACUGUUGCUGUAAACACUGAAACACCUAAAACAUCUAAGAUCACAGAAACAACACCUAAAACAUCUAAGAUCACAGAAACAACACCUACAUUUGGAUAUUCUGUAAAGACAGAUGCUAAUUUGUUGACUAGCACUAUAGCCAUACACCCUAUCAGCAGUACAAGUAAAAAAGAAAUGGUGACCACCCUCCCAACAAAAAUUGCAACUGUUCAUGUACCUACUCAAACACCAACCACCGCUUCAUCACUUCUUACAAAUGGCAAUAUUAAUUAUCCCAGACGUAGGCCCAAUGGAAGAAGGAGAUUUAGGCCAAAUCGUUUUAGACAACGUCAGAACCAGAUUGUUCCUAUGGUUCCUCCUACAACACAAGUAAGGAUAAGUACAUUAUUUAAAAAACCACAAGUGUCAUUCUCAGAGGGAGUGAGUACCACUGGUAUACCUUCAUUUACAACCCAAGUAAAUGUUGAACCACUUUAUAAGACUACAAAUGAUAUUACAUCUAAAACAAUGGCCACAACAAUGAAAGCUGAGCCUAUAACUGUGCAGAUGGAUAGAUCAUCCAGUGCGGAUUAUAGGACUACAAUUGAUGUUCAGACUAAGGCAAUGGCUACAACAACGACAGCUGAGCCUAUUAUUAUGCAGACAGUUAGAUCAUCCAAUACAAAUUAUAAAACUAUAAAUAAUGUUCAGUCUAAAACAAUGGCUACGGCUACAGCAGAGCCUAUUAUUAUGCAGAAAGAAAGGUUGACCAGUACUCCAGAAUACAUACCCCCUUCAUACAGCACUAUGACCACAACAUCCGUACCUUUACUUGUUGCUCCUGUUACAACAACAAAUACAUUAAAAACAUACAGCACUGAAAAGGCUGAUAACUUAAAUGUGUUCAAGACAUUACAGGAAUAUGUUAAUACAAUGGCCACUAAAGUAUCUGAAUUCCAAACUUCUACAUUUCAUGAUACAGUCUCCAGUUCUGUUAUAAACAAUAACGUACAGACUAACAUUGAACCAUCCCAACCAUACAAGGAAUAUAGUACUGGUAUUCCAGAAGAUAAUGUCAUAUUCCCCACUGCUGCCACAGGGGCAGAUGAAGCAUCUGACAUAGAAGAAACUCUAGUUACAGCCACUAUAGCUAGUGCAAUCAAGAGUAGUGUAUCUGUAGAACCUAUAAGAACAACUAUCGCAUCUCUCCUUAACACAGCAAAACCUACAAGCAAUGUUUUUAUGGAAAAAUAUAGUUCCGAAGAUGUUUACAAAGAUGACAAAGAAGGCAUUGGUAAACCAGUCAGUCAUACUGUGAGAAAUGAACUGCUUGAAUCAAUGGGAGUAUUUCCACUUACCAAGAAAAAUGUUGUUCCCACAACAUUAUUCCAUUUGACAUCUUCAAGUGCAAAGCCAUUUUUCAUUCCAUACAUGACCCCAAAGACAACAAAAGUUUCUGAAAUUACAAACCAAGUAGCACCAACGCAAGGUACAAAAAUAAUGCAACCAAACAUUCCUUCUUCAAGGCGUGAUGAACUGGAAAGAUUCCCCCCCAGCAAAAAGAAUAUGUCUGUACAUCCACAACAAGAGCAAUUUAAGGAUAUUCAUGGUACAAAGUCCAACAGUACUGUUCCUCAUUAUACAAAAUUGCAUAGCCAGUCGCAAAUAAACCACAACCAGCAUCAUGCAGUACAACAGACUCCAUAUAACACUGCAAGAGUGACUAUGAGAUCUCCCUAUUUUGGAACACAUAGUCCACUACGUCACUUUAUUACUAAUCCACCAAUUCACCAGACAAAUAAACCUGAGAUUACGGCAUAUACGGUGCAAAAUGUUCAAGAGAGGAAGACAUAUGCUCCACUUUUAUACACAACAACCCCUGCAACAAGUACCACCACAGCUGUUCCAUUAUCUAGGCCACGGCCAAUGACUCCAAGCAAAUAUAAUCUAGGACAAAGAAUAUCAACAAUUUAUAGGCCCUUUGGAAAUAAUGUUUUUACGGACAGCAAGGUUAAUGGGGCAAGAAUUCCAUAUUAUGGACACCCAUAUUAUUUGAACCCAAGAUUUUUAUAUCGUUUUAACAGAACAAGACCAGUUCAGUUUGUUGUAACUUCUAAACCUCCAAUACCUACCUCUGGUGAAUCAGUAAAUAAGAAUAAUCCUAUAAAUGCAUUUGCAAGGACAACAACAUCCAGUGCAAUGUUAAAAACUACAAGCUCCCCCACAACAGCUACCAGGACAACUACUACAUCAAAAAUUCCACCAACAAACCCUAUACACACUACAGUUCCUCCAUAUUUUGGGGUUACACGUUUUCUGAAGCCAAGCUCAACGACUCAGUCAUAUUGGUACAAUCUUCAUGCUAUUCAGAAACCACCAAUUGCAUCAAGUAUAGAAGACUCGAAACUUAAACAUCCCAACGAGAUUCAACCAUCAUUGAACAUCAGGUCUCAAGCAAGCAAACCUAAGAUUACAACCACAGGAUUUCAAUCCAUAUCUGUGCCCUAUGAAAUGGAUGCUAUUUUACCAUGUGAGGCCAAUGGCGAACCGAAGCCUUCAAUUUCAUGGACUAAAGUUUCCACAGGUGCAAUAAUGACAGUUAACACAAGAAUACAGCGGUUUGAAGUCCUGCAAAAUGGUACGCUACACAUCCAGAACCUUCAGCUUCAGGACCGUGGUCAAUAUCUCUGUACAGCACAUAACCAACUGGGCUUAGACAGGAUGCUGAUUACGUUAACAGUUGUUGCUCAGCAGCCGAAAAUGCUGUCGUCGCGGUAUAAGGAUGUUACUGUAUAUCUUGGAGAUACAGUUACAAUGGAUUGUCAUGCUAACGGCGUACCAUCCCCCCACAUUUCAUGGAUAUUCCCAGACAGAAAAAUAAUACGAGCAAUCUCAACCACAGAGAGCCGCGUUAUGCUUUAUGAAAACGGAACGUUAUCCAUCAAAGACACUACUUUUUCCGACAGAGGGAUCUUCAAGUGCGUUGCUAGCAAUGUGGCCGGAGCUGACAGUGUGACUGUUAGGGUUCACGUAGCUGCGUUGCCUCCUAUUAUUCAACAAGAAAAAGUUGAAAACAUUUCUCUUCCCCAGGGCCACAGCAUAUAUAUUCACUGUUCUGCGAAAGGUGCCCCCCCGCCCAGUAUUCGUUGGGUACUUUUAGAUGGGACACAGGUUCGGCCAUCGCAGCUAGCAAAUGGAAAUUUGUUUGUGUUUCCAAAUGGCACUCUUUAUAUCCGGAACAUUUUACAAAAAGAUAUCGGGAGGUAUGAAUGCAUUGCAGCAAACAUUGUCGGGGCAGCAAAGAGAACAGUGGUAUUGGAUGUGAAAAAAUACCCACUGAACGCCAAGAUUACUGGAAGUUCUCCGCAGAGAACCGAUGUAACUUAUGGAGGUACUUUACGUCUAGACUGCAGUGCGGCUGGCGAUCCUUGGCCAAGGAUACUGUGGCGGCUUCCUUCCAAAAGACUAGUGGAUUCUUUCUUCAGCUUUGACUCCAGAAUCAAGACAUUUUCAAAUGGCACAUUGAUCGUCUAUUCAGUUACAGACAAAGAUGCAGGCGACUACUUGUGCAUGGCACGGAAUAAGCUCGGAGAUGACUACGUAGUACUCAAAGUAAAUGUGAUGAUGAAGCCAGCUAAAAUACAACAGAAGAAAGAAGUUGACCACAAGGUUAUGUACGGCGGGGAUCUAAAAGUCGAUUGUGUAGCUACAGGGGUUCCAAACCCGGAAAUCUCAUGGAGCCUACCUGAUGGUAGUAUGAUCAACAAUGUCAUGCAAUCCGAUGAUAGUGGAUCACGGACAAGAAGAUAUGGUGUAUUUAAUAAUGGAACCUUGUACUUCAAUGAGGUUGGAAUGAAAGAAGAAGGGGACUACACAUGUUAUGCAGUGAACCAAAUUGGAAAAGAUGAGAUGCGGGUCAGUGUAAAGGUUGUGGCAGAGCGUGCAAUUAUUAAAAAUAAAACAUAUUCUGUUGUUAAUGUACCAUAUGGAGAUGUGGUUACCGUUUCUUGUGAAGCUAAAGGAGAACCUGUACCCAAGAUAACUUGGCUUACUCCUGCAAACAAGCCAAUUCCUGCUUUAUCUGACAAGUAUCAGAUUUACAGAGAUGGAACUCUUCUUAUCCAAAAGGUGCAAAGGUCCGAUAGUGGUAAUUAUACAUGUGUAGCACAAAACAGUGGUGGGGAAGAUAAAAAGAUUGUUCAGAUACAAGUUAAUGUCCUCUCACCCCAAAUCAAUGGAUAUUCUAAUAAAAUAACCGCCAUACAGGAAACUGCAGCAAAAGAUUCCCAUAUGCUGAUUGAUUGUAAAGCUGAAGGAAUUCCAACUCCGCGUGUGAUGUGGGUAUUUCCUGAAGGAGUCAUUCUUCCAGCUCCUUACUAUGGGAACAGGAUCACUGUACAUCGGAAUGGAACUCUGGAGAUCAAAGGUUUAAGAAAAACUGAUUCUGUACAGCUGACUUGCAUUGCCCGUAAUGAAGGUGGAGAAGCAAAAUUAAGUGUACAGUUGACGGUUACUGAACCAGCAGAGAAGCCAAAGUUUAUCAACGAUAAUGAGAACAUUGUUGUAGCAGAAGGCCAGGCAGUAAAUCUUAACUGUUCAGCUACAGGAAGACCUGAACCUGAAACACAAUGGAUUCUACCAAAUGGAACAGUAGUUCGAAGUGGUAGUCACCUCCACAGAAUUUUCCAUAAGAGGGACGGUACAUUACAUAUUGGCUUUCCAUCCAUGGCUGAUGCUGGAGCAUACCGCUGUAGAGCUGUAAAUGUAGCUGGAUAUGCAGACAAGAUGGUCAAUUUACAGAUUGGUCGUAAGCCGCAGUUGAGCAAUCAUUACAAUAAUCUAAUUAGUAUAAUUAAUGGGGAAACGUUACAGCUUCAGUGUACAACGCAAGGUGAGCCUAAGCCACGCAUCGCCUGGACAUUGCCAAACGGGAUGGUUAUUGAUGGCCCACAAGUAAAGGAUCGUGUCUCUCUGCUGCAAAAUGGAACACUUGUGGUACGAAAUACAUCUGUUUAUGACAGAGGAAGCUAUAUAUGCAAGGCAACAACUCAAUAUGGCUCUUCAACAAUGAGCGUUCCUGUAAUUGUUAUAGCUUACCCACCCCGUAUAACCACUAGUCCUGCACCUGUUAUCUACGCAAGGCCCGGAGGUUCGGUCCAGUUAAACUGCAUGUCUAUUGGAAUACCGAAAGCGGAAAUAAGCUGGGAACUUCCUGAUAAAUCUCAUUUGACUGCUUUAGCCCAGUCACGCUUAUACGGAAAUAAGUUUCUCCACCCUCAAGGGACGUUAAUAAUUCAGCACAUCUCAAAAAGAGAUAUGGGGUACUAUAAAUGCACAGCCAAAAAUAUACUAGGCAGCGACACAAAAACAACUUAUAUUCAUAUAUAUUAAGAAUUCUACCAGUGAGAUGCCCAAGACUGCCACUCGAGUGCAAAAUAUACUGUAUCAUUACGUGUAAAAGAAGCCUUUUUUCUAAUAUGGGUGCUUUAUCCAGAAGACAAUCCCUCUUUUAUGAUAACCAACAAAAAGUAGAAAAGAAUAUCCUUACUUUUUACUAUAACUAGUAACCAAGAUAAGAACAAUAAUCAGGCCAAACGUAAUUCAGAUGUCAAUGUAUACAAUGUUUUACAAUAAGAGUUUAAGGUUAUGCUUUCUAAUGCUAACAAUUCUAUAUGAUACAGUAUAACAAUGGCUUGAUUUGCACCUUACUACCAAAGAAGUAUUAGUACUAAAACAUGCUGCAGUAAUAUGUGUUUUGCCGGUUUAUUUUAAGACAAUUAACGUAGUUAUCCUUAACCCUGGUAACAUUAAACCUGCCUCUACGACAAUGCUACCGUCUUUAAUAACUUUCUUAUGUGCAACGAUGUACCACAGAGCUGACAUUUCAUUGUGUACAAAGUCAGACGAUCUUCAAUGAACUGUGAUUUGAGGAACAGAAACUUUUUCAACAUGCAAACGUAUGUUUUCUGCGUAUGUUACAUAUUAGUAAUAUUGCCAUGAGACGCAAAGUAUCAAACUCCAUGUCUCAUUUUAUAAAUUAUUGGUCUUUAAAAGACUUUGCAAGACUGUGUUUAUAUGAUUAAAAUCAUUGUAUUGUACAUUUUAUAAUAAAUAAUAUUUUCCAAACAAA